UCUCAGACGUCCAUUCAAGAUCUCAGACGUCCAUUUAAGAUCUCAGACGUCCAUUUAAGAUCUCAGAGUCCAUUUAAGAUCUUAGACGCCCAUUCACCUUUACAGUCUGUGACCCCAUUAAGGUAAGGAAGACUUAAUUAUUUGUUGAACUAGGAAUUAAAUUAAUGCAAUAACUCUUUCUUUUCUAAUAUAAUAUUUUCUUAGGCAUUCGUUUCUCUUCAUUGCUUUCUGUCCCAUGUCAUUAUGAAGCUCAUACUUUGUAAAGAUGGCGUCGGCUUGAUCCAGACUUUGCACUCAUUUAAUCCUUUGGCUUUUUUAAAUAUUUUGCCGCCUCCAGAAUAUUAUUAUGAUUAAUCAGAUCAUGAUGUGGUUUUUUUUUUGGUUAUGUAAGUCAAAAACUGGUAUUUGAUUGUUAUUUGGGGCACAAUCUGGUAUUUAAGGGUGUCAAUAGGUGAUGUGUUAUUUGAUGGGUAUUUUGGUAAUUAUCAGGUAUUUUAUAGUAAAUCAAGUCCCAUUGUGUUUCUUGAUUAUUAAUCAAGUUACAAACUGGUAUUUGCUGAUUUAUCAUGUCACAAUCUGGUAGUUGAUGGUUUAUCAUGUCACAAUCUGGUAGUUGAUGCAUAGUAAAUGUAAUGAAGUCGUUGUGUUUGAAAAUGAUGUUAUCCAGUAACUGAAGACCUGCCUUCUUAAAAGAAAAAAGUUACUAAACACCUGCCUUCAUAAAGCAGACAUGUGAUUUGAGUAAUUUAUAUCAAAUUAUAAUAAUGUUCAGACUAUCUAAACUGUAUUUAUUGAACAGAUGUCCAGUUUCCGUAUGUCAGCGUUAGUUUGCGUGAUGGCUCUAGGCUGUGGCAUCGUGGCUGGCGACAUGCCUGGACACAUCAAAAGUGUCAUAGAGGAGGCAGUAAGAGAGGCGAUAGAACGAGAAGAGGACCAUUGUCAACACAUCACACCACAUCUAGGUGUUGAGACUGCCAGGCUGACAAGGUAAUGGAUUUCGGGAAUUUAAAUCACCUAAAUCUUCAUAGAAAUAACUUGGGUAACAAUAAAACUUGACAGCUUUCCUAAAAUUUAACUUUUAAAAAUUUUGCUUGGCUUGCAAAAUUUUGAUUUGAUUGGCACUAAAUAUGCUAUAUUAUAUCAAGUUCCAUGAGUCAUGUUGUAUUUUUCAUGUUCUGUGUGUCAUGUUCUAUGUGGCAUGCUCUAUGUGUCAUGUUCUAAGUGUCAUGUUCUAUGCGUCAUUUUUGUGUCAUGUUCUAUGUGUCAUGUUCUAUGUGUCAUGUUGUAUGUGUCUAAUGCACAAAAUAAUUAGUUUAGAUUUUAAAAUUACACUUAAAAAGACGAAUAAGAAUUCGCAUGAUUUUAAAUUUAAUUGUUUUUUCACAUUAAAUUAAGAGGCCUUUUACAGCUUGACGACUUAUUAGUUUUAAUGAGGCAGGCCUUUUACAGCUUGACGACUUAUUAGUUUUAAUGAGGCAGGCCUUUUACAGCUUGACGACUUAUUAGUUUUAAUGAGGCAGGCCUUUUACAGCUUGACGACUUAUUAGUUUUAAUGAGGCAGGCCUUUUACAGCUUGACGACUUGUUAGUUUUAAUGAGGCAGGCCUUUUACAGCUUGACGACUUAUUAGUUUUAAUGAGGCAGAUUUGAAACAACUCUUUUCGUGUCUUACUUUUCUCUAAGACAUAAUCCCUUAACCCCAACGUAUGUUUUAAAUUUCAAAUUAGUUUAGAUUAACCUUGCUCCAUGACACUAACCAUCACAACAUUAUAUUGUUGGUGCCUCAAUCAAAUGUUAGAGUUGUUUCUAGAUCAAUCCGCCAAUACCCCCUCCCGACCCCCUCCUCCCCGUCGUUUCCAUACCGGAAUCAGUUUUCCCCCAACAGCUGUAGCUUUUAAGAUAAUUGUACUCAUGUCUUUUUUCAAAGCGGGAAAGAUAAUAUUGAAUAAGUAUGAGAUUACUUAAGGUAACAGAUUGAAGUUAUUUGUCAAACAUUACUUGUGACGUUGCUUCAUAGAAACCUGUUGUAAGGUUGUUGUUUUUUUAAACACUCAUUUAAUAAGCGUCUUCGCCAAUGAGAAAUGUGAGGACCUCUGCCCUUGGUGUUGGCUUUGUGUGCCUAAGCAGGGUGUAGAACAAUGUGAGAACUACUGUGAGUCACAAUGUGAUUUCAAGUAUCUGGAAGGUAAAUGUGAAUGUCGCUGUAGAAAUUGGAGAUAAAGAUACGAACUGACCUUAAACAGUGUCUAGUAGCACUAACUGACCUUAAACAAUGUCUAAUGGCCCUAAGUGACCUCACACAGUGUCUCGUAGCACUUAAUAACCUGACGCUGUGUCUAGUUGUAGUUACUGACCUGAAACGAUGUCCAGUAGCCCUAAGUGACCUAACCCUGUUUUAAGUAGCAAUACAAAUAUAAUUUCUUAUAUAAUUGUUAUGAAUAGCUUUCGUGUUUGUACGUAAAAUUUGUUGAAGCUUGUCACAUCAUUGGACAAUUCAUGAAAUGAGUAUUUCAUGGACAGCUUUUUACGCUUGAUAUGUGUUUGCAUAUGUUUGUAUGUCAGCUGUUUGUAUGAUAUGUUUGUGUGCCAGCUGUUUUUGCUUACUAGUUUCAUAACGUUUAUUUUAAUUCUAAUUAAAUUGAAGCCUCAAUUUUGCGGGUUUAUUUUUCUAACAAAACAGCCCCAAGAAAUAAACGCUCAAGUUUUGACGUCUGCAUUGAUAAAGACAACAAAGUUGACGUCAAACUGGCUCCUUUGGAAGACGGAGUCAACAUUGUCGGUGGACUUGUCAAUGGGGGUCUGGGGGAAAUAACAGACGCGUUGAAGGAUGCUGGUAACCUUCUAGCUGUUGAUAAACUGGUUGGUGAUUUGACCGGAAGUGAGGACGGAACCCUUGGUGGAUUGGGAAAGAUAGUGGAUACUUCUUCCUCCGCGAUCCCCGAAGAACUAGUGGAUGGUAUAAAGAAUGGCCUCCUGGACAAAGUUGCCGUCCCUGUGGUAGGAUCACUGUCCAGCAUUGUUAGCGGAAUCUUAAAGCCGUCGAGUACUGAUUCCAUUCUGGAAACUUUAACCGGAGGU
This is a messenger RNA of Lymnaea stagnalis (great pond snail), 3077 nucleotides long. NCBI's taxonomy places the organism in Eukaryota, Metazoa, Mollusca, Gastropoda, Lymnaeidae. The record is from the annotation of a GenBank genome assembly.